Drosophila miranda is the source of this 876-nucleotide messenger RNA. RefSeq names its product vesicle-associated membrane protein-associated protein B. The record is from RefSeq and is a predicted model, not a curated record. Bases 114 to 740 code for a protein of 208 amino acids. NCBI's taxonomy places the organism in Eukaryota, Metazoa, Arthropoda, Insecta, Diptera, Drosophilidae. Gene Ontology annotation, cellular component: plasma membrane; endoplasmic reticulum membrane. The transcript is spliced from 2 exons. Gene Ontology annotation, biological process: endoplasmic reticulum membrane organization.
GAGGCGGCCUGGGCGUAUAGUGUCCAAUAUUAUCGAGUAAACUUCAGUUCUCGUGUUGAACAGAAUCAGGAAAAAUCGGUUUCGAGCAGAACACAGUGGGAGAGAGCAACGAGAUGGAGCCAAUAGUGACCAUUCCACAGUUUCUGGUCUUCAAUGCCCCGUACAAUCGCGUCCAGAGCCAGGAGAUGACGCUGAUCAACAACACGGAGCUGGUGCUGAUGUUCAAGCUGAAGACAAACUACGCGCAGCACUACAUCGUGAAGCCCACCGUCGGCCUGGUGAAGCCCUACAGCACCUCGACAGUCGUGAUCAGCCUGUGGCGCUACGCCUUCCAGCCGGGCACUUGCUAUCAGCAUCGGUUCCUCGUCGAGUACUUCUACAUCCCGGUCGAAGGCCUUCGACCGUGCGAUCGCGCGGCCCCCAAGGCCGUUUUCAAGCGGACUCCCCGCUCAGAUAUGUGCGUGGCCCGUAUACGCGUUUGCCUGGAGGCCCCAGCCCCAGAGCGACUCCCAGAUGUCCCAACCCAAGCCUUGGAGGAGCCGCUCCUGGAGAAGCAGCCUGCUCUAAAGGAGCCGCAGAAGGCAAAGAGCGUCCGCGGGCCACGUUCUUGGUUGUUCUGGACUCUUUUAGUCCUGGCUUUUGUCGUGGCAGUUCUUUUUAAAGGCAUCUUCCACAUCGAGGACACUUCCAAGGCCUUGGAUCACAGCCCCGUCUUGGAUAAUGAGAAUGUCUCGACUUAGGGGAAGCUUUUCGAUUAUAUGAAUUACUCGGACUUGCUCCAGAUAUUUGGAUUUCAGUAAUUUGUUGCUUUUUCAUGCUAAAUCAGUGUUCUAAAAUUUCAUAAAUUAAAGGGAAAAAGGCGCGCGAAUUGACGUC